Molecule: messenger RNA, 1347 nt
Organism: Anisakis simplex (herring worm)
Lineage: Eukaryota; Metazoa; Nematoda; Chromadorea; Rhabditida; Anisakidae
Source: the annotation of a GenBank genome assembly
AUGCUUAUUGACGAUAUGGCUUAUAUAGAGGCAGGAGCUGCUGGUGUUCAUUUUGAAGACCAACUGGGUAGUGAGAAAAAAUGUGGUCAUAUGGGUGGAAAGGUGUUGAUUCCAACCGAAGAAAACAUCAGACAUUUGAAUGCGGCUCGACUGGCUGCAGACGUUUGUGGAGUACCAACAAUUAUAGUUGCACGCACGGAUGCAGAGAGUGCUCGUUUACUUACGAGUGAUGUCGAUGAACGGGAUCACCAGUACAUCGACCGUCAAGCCGGACGUACAUCAGAAGGAUUCUAUAGACUCAAGAAUGAGACGGCACUUCAGUAUUGUAUUGAACGAGCGAUUCAUUAUGCGCCGUACUGUGAUCUGAUAUGGAUGGAAACGUCACAUCCAACGUUGAGCGAUGCCAGAGAGUUUGCCGAAGGUGUUCGAAAAGAACAUCCAGAUAAGAUGUUCGCCUACAACUGCUCGCCGUCGUUCAACUGGAGGAAACAUUUGCGACCAGUUGAUCUGGAGAAAUUCCAGAAGGAAUUGGGCGCUAUGGGCUUCAAGUAUCAGUUCAUCACGCUGGCCGGUUAUCACUGCAACAGUUUCAGUAUUUAUGAUCUGGCCAGAAACUAUCGUGAACGUGGAAUGGCCGCAUAUUCAGAAUUGCAACAACAGGAAUUCGAUUCUGAAAAGCAUGGUUAUUCGGCCGUCAAACACCAACGUGAAGUCGGUACAGGCUAUUUCGAUCAGGUGGCGAAUGCUGUCUCGGGCGGUAAAGCGUCCACGGUAGCGUUGAGCGGAUCAACCGAAGAUCAGCAAUUCUUCGAUAAACCACACACUGUUACGGCACCACCGGAUGAGGACGAAAUACUUACGAUGACUGCAGUCGAAAAAGAGGGAGAUGAGAAGAUUCUGACACCGGACGCAAUGCGUUUCCUCAAGAAACUGCAUCAGAAGUUUGACUCACGUCGCUUGCAAUUACUGGCCAAGCGACGAAUUGUUCAAGCUUCCAUUGAUAAUUCGGAAUAUUUCCCGGAUUUCAAUCCUGAAACGAAAGCGCUUCGAGAAGAUCUCAGUUGGACUGGUGCUGUCAUACCGAACGAUUUGUUGGAUCGACGAGUGGAAAUAACAGGACCAACAGAUCGUAAAAUGGUGAUCAAUGCGCUAAACAGUGGCGCAAAAGUGUUCAUGGCUGAUUUUGAAGACUCAAAUACACCAUCGUGGAGGAAUCAACUCGAGGGACAGAUGAAUUUGUACGAUGCGGUUAGGGGCGAUAUCUCGUACACACACCCUACCACAAAGAAAGAGUACAGUCUCAAUAAGAAUCAUGCUGGUGAUUGUUUUAAUUCAUAUUAUUUAUAA